GCGGUUUAAAAUGUAAGCGUACACUUAGAUUUAUAAAAUGAUAAGCAAGAAAUCGUUUUUAAUAUAGUUCAGGCGAACGACUGGUUCUCUUAAAAACAUACCGCUCGACCCUUGUAAGAGGUUAAGCCAUGAGGCCUUACUGUAGAAGCUUUCACACAUCGCUUUCUCUUCUCAAACUCCUAAAACCUGUCACCCGCCAAUGGCCAAUCGCCUGCUUCAGGUCCAGUACCUCUACAUUAUCUCAAAGACGUUGCCUCUCCACACACAUCUCCACCCCUCAGCCGCAAAUCACCCAGGAAUCGGUGGAAAUCCUCGGCCGGGUCUACCCCAGAGACGACAUGACCAACGUAACGGCUAAAAUCCUGUCCAUGCUGGGCCGAGAUCUUCACAACCAGACGCAUCAUCCGCUGUGGAUCAUUAAAGAACGGAUUAAAGAGCAUUUUUACCGUUCCUACACAAACCGGACUGGCACGCCACUCUUUUCUGUCCAUGAUAACCUCAGCCCAGUGGUGACAGUGGAGCAGAACUUCGACAGCCUGCUCAUUCCCAAAGACCACCCGAGCCGAAAAAAGGGUGACAACUACUACCUUAGCCAGAGUCACAUGCUCCGGGCACACACCUCCGCCCACCAGAAGGAGCUGGUACUCUCCGGGCUCGAUCGCUUCCUGCUAGCUGGGGACGUGUACAGGAGGGACGAGAUCGAUGCAAGUCAUUAUCCUGUCUUCCACCAGAUGGAGGGAGUGCGACUUUUCACCAACCAUGAGCUGUUUGCACAAGUGCAGAACGGCGAGGAUCUGUCGCUCUUUGAGCACGGAGGUCGACGCACACCGCAGAAGCAGGAGACUCACAGUCUGGAGGCUGUGAAGCUGGUGGAGUUCAACCUGAAACACACUCUCACACAGCUCAUCAGGCACCUCUUCGGGGAAGAGCUGGAGAUCCGCUGGGUAGAGUGCUACUUCCCUUUCACGCAUCCCUCCUUUGAAAUGGAGGUGCGUUUUCAGGGCGAUUGGCUGGAGGUGCUGGGAUGUGGUGUGAUGGAACAGGAGCUGCUGUACUCAGCGGGUGCUGAGAAUAAAAUUGGCUGGGCGUUUGGCUUGGGCCUGGAAAGACUCGCUAUGGUGCUGUUUGGCAUACCGGAUAUCCGACUCUUCUGGAGCAAAGACGAGCGCUUCCUGAAACAGUUUCAUCUGGCCAACAUCAAUGACUCUGUGACCUUUCAGGCCCUCAGUAAAUACCCACCGCUCUUCAACGACAUCUCCUUCUGGCUGCCGGCUGAAGGCUACACGGAGAACGACUUCUACGAUUUGGUGCGCAGCAUCGGAGGAGAUCUGGUGGAGAAGGUCACUCUGCAGGACCAGUUUACUCAUCCAAAAACCAAGAAGGUGAGCCACUGUUACCGCAUCGCGUACCGUCACAUGGAGAGAACUUUGAGCCAAGAAGAAGUGCGGCUGAUUCACCAAGCCAUCGAGCAGACAGCAGAGCGAGAGCUGGGUGUACAGGGAAGAUUCUGAUUCCUGCUCAGCCUGUAUCCACUCAACCACAACAACCGAAAAAAUGUGAUUUCUCACAAAACACGCUGUUGUAGGUUGCAUACAAAACAUGGACAAGGCAAGAGGUCAUUGUUUUAAAAAGGACAGCUUGCACAGACUUUACCGUAGAUCAUUUUAUACUUGAAUCACUUUUGGUUUGUUGUUAUAAACAAAAAUCUUGUGCUCCCACAUGCACUGUUGACCUUGAUCCCUCUCAUUUUACCAGUUUCAUCGCUCGUAUACCGAACACAUGCAGUGUUCUUAAAUCCCUUUUCUCUUGCCGCCUGCAGUAAUCUUGCAUCUGAAGCUCUGAGAGGCUGAUCUUAAAUACCGCCAUCACAGCAGCGUGUCGCCUGGAGGGAAAGGUCUUUGAUUUAAUGCAGACAUUCUGUAGUCCGUUUACUCCGGUGGAUUCCAGCCAGCAGGGAAGACAAAAGAAACGAGUCUGGAAAGACUUGCUUGGCACUUAUGGCUAACUUUGUAUUUCCUUUAAUGACCAUUUCAGAUUGAAUACAAUGACUUUCUUCCUUAAAAAUAAAAUUACUUAGAGAGUUAAAUAUUUCAGGAAACAUUUUUGGGAUAAAAGCGACAGCUAACAUGUCCUGUAAUGUAAUGUUAGACUCUUUGGUCAUUAAUAAUAAAGUAAAUGUUGCACAAGGUGUCUGAUCAGUUGGAAAAAGUUGCACUCCUGCAUUGCUGAUAAAGAUAUCAGUGUUACUGGUUGUUUAUCAUUAAGUUAUACCGGAUAAUGAUUCGAAUCAGAGUUAAUGUUACUACCCAAAGUUUUCCAAGACCAUGUCCUGAAGUGUUUCAUUCCUCUUAUAUCAGAGCGAUUUGACAAUAAAUGACACUUUUUUAAUUAAAGAACAACUUUUUAUCACUUUGUGUUUACGUACCAUGCUGUGAAACAUCUGCAAAACACAUUAGUUCAUGUUAUCGCUUAUGUCAGAGCGGAUAUAAACAGUUAUCCCCCCCUCACCAUUUGUCACUUCCUUGACAUUAAUAGGACAAAAAGGAAUCUGAGAAACAGGAAAGCACACACUCUCUUCUGAAGACUCUCCUAUGGCAGAAAAAUGACUGUCACAGAACACUGACACUUGUAAGUCCUAGAUUACGUGAAUUGUUCACCAUACAAGUCGAUGUGAAUGUGUUGUUACAUAUCACAUAUUAGAAUGUAUUAGAGCUUUAAUAUAAACCUGUGAUAUGCCUUGAAGCCGGCACUCAACACACUCAGAACAAUCAGAUUUGUGAUUAGAACAGCACUUUUCUAACAUCCACAUACACACUUAUAUGGUAUAACCUACUGAAUCCUACAGGGUCAAGACUUCAGUAUUUGUGUUACAUUUGCUACUCAGAACCACUCUGACCAGGGUUUUAUGAGUUUUUUUUGGGGGGGGGCUUUCUAAACCAAUGAUGCUUAGGCCAGGAGUUCUUAAACUUUUUGCAGCCACCAACAAAAUAAGCACAAUACAAUAACAGCUGGACAAUGUCAGUGUCCCCAGUGAAUGAAUGUACUCAAAUCUUUGCAGUCUGGGCACAUAAAAAAAUACAUAUAAUCAUCAUUUUCAAAAUAUCAUUGUUUUAUUGUAUACAAUAUCAACAAAAAUAUACUAAUAUUAAUAUGCUAUCAAAUAUUUUUGUAAACAUUUCCAUAUACCCCCUAUAGAAAUACAAUACCGAACUCAAUGAUUGAUCUUCAGUAACUGUUUUCCCCUGCUCAGGGUUACUGUGGAUCCAGACCAAAUCCUAGGUGCAAGGUGGAAAAAUUUACCUCACUUGGGGCUCCAAUCCAUUAGAGGGCUCCAUGCACAGUCAUACACUCCUAAAGUUUAACAUAGACAAAUUUCCUAACUGCAUGUUUUUGGGAAGUGGUAAGAAACCGGAGAACAGACAUGAGAGAACAAGCGAAACUCCACCCAGAGCUCAGGAUAAAACUGAGAACUGCAAUAUUUUAUGAGGAUUCCUAUCGCAAUCAAAAGUGGAUAAAUGUACACUACCCGUCAGAAGUUUGGACACAGCUUUUAAUUCAAUGUUUUUUGUUUAGGGAUUUAUUUUCUACAUUCUAGAACAAUACUGGAGAUUUCAAAACUAUGAAAUAACACACAUGGACUUAUUAUUAUUAUUAUUAUUUUAAGACACGAAGGUCAGGUGUUCAGGAAUAGUUCUUGCAAGAACAGUAUUGUCAAGUGCAUUUGCAAAACCCAUCAAGCACCAUGAUGAAACUGGCUCACAUGAAGACCAUCCCAGGAAAGCAAGACCAAAAUUUACCUCUGCUGCAGAGGAGAAGUUCAUUUAGAGUUACCAGCCUCAGAAAUCACCAAUUAACAGCACCUCAGAUUAGAGCCGUUAUGAAGGCUUUACAGAGCAUCAGUAGCAGACAUAUCUCAAUAUCAACUGUUCAAACGAGAUUAUUGUGUAUUUCGGCCGCCUUCAGCAUUGUUUUACAAUGUAGAAGGAAAUAAACAUCAGGAAAGACCAUGGAAUUAGAAGAUGGGUCCAAACAUUUGACUGGUAGUGUACAUCAUCAUCAGCUUCACCUUUUGGAACCAUUUUCUCCUAAACAUUCCACACAAAGCACCUAAAACUACUAGGUUCUAUUGUGAUAAAAUGUAGAAUUGAACUUAGUGUAACUUUUUGGAAGUUUUAAGUUCUGACAGGAGUGUUGGUCGAUAGCACUCAGUAUAAGCAGUGUGCUUUAAUUGGAUUUCUUACUAAUGAGAUUUGUAAUCUUUGUUUCUAGCUUUAACAUUAACUGUGCAACUUGUUUGUUGGAAUGCCAAAGGAUAUUACAGGAGUGGACCUUUUGGGGUUUUUUCUUGUUGGUGGUUAGGGUUUUUUUUUUUCCCCUCUUUUUAUUCAUUAGGACUUUUAAUUCAUGAGCUUAGCAUAAGACUAGACAAGCCAUGUUGUAUCGUUAAUUAAAAAUGUCGAGUAGGUCAGUGAGUUUGCAAGUGACAGUACAGCGUUCUCACUUCUUACAAAAUACUUCCUGUUUCCCAUUGUUUUCCUGUUCAUUAAGCAGGCUUUUUAAACAAAAACAGCAAUGAAUCCCUAAGUCCCAUUAUUGUGUGUUGGAGUAAACAGUGGAACCUUCGACUCUAUUGCAUGUGCUCACUGGGACAGGUUGGGGGGAAAACUCACAGCCUCCAAUAUGGUAUUUGUUCGACCGUGCCAAAGAAAAGAGUGGGCUGCAUCCAAAUUAUUCCAGCAUUGUGUGUGGGUGUGGGUGUAUAUGGAGGGGGGUGUUUCUCGCCCCCAUCCCUCCCUCCCAUGUUUAUAAAGGGUGACAAAAGAAUGAAGGGAUAGCCUCUUCAGGGAGAGAGUUCAAUUGCAGUCACAGUAAUGAAUGUGUGAUGUUUUGCAAUCAAAACCUGAAUGGAUCCUGCACGGAUUGCCGAGCACCGAGCCCGUCCACUGGGGCUUAGCCUUUUGUGUUAAUGUGUUACUUUUUGCUCAGGGCCACUUUGGAUAUGCAAAAUCAUUUUAUGUCACUUUUUUUCUUCUGUGGUUUGACAAAAAAUGAUUGGAUGACAAAAAUAUUUUCUUCUUCUAUUGAGUUGAGAGUUGAGCACCCUCUUGUUUUGUGGAUGUGAUGGUUUGGAUUGAUUUUUUUUCAUUUUUUCUAGAAACAUGACUAGGUGCAAAUUGAAACACUGCGAUAUAAAAACAGGAGGAAAACUACAUAUUGUCCUGUCAGUUUUAAUUCCAGUCAAUUGUUGGGUUUGUAUUGAAAAAAUGUACUGUAUUGAAACAUGUGUAAGAGAGUAUACAAAGAGAGAAGUUUUUCCGGGGAAAGCAAAAAACUGACUAACAUCCUGCCCUUGGGUUUUGGGUUGAAGGUGGAAGUUAAUUUAAAGUUCUUUGUGUUAUAACUUCAAAUCAAGGGACUGUAGAGCGUGUGGGAAAUUGGACAAUGUUCAGUCUUCCACCUCUGUGAGAAUGAGAGAGUUGAUUUUGGAGGUUCGAAUACCGGCUUGUCCAGGAGCGGUGGAGUCAAUACUAUAACCAGAGGCAGGCAAACACCACUGAAAACAGUGUGGAUCAAUUUGUGGAAAUUACAUGAGGAGAAAAACGCAAACAAGGCAUCAGUCAGCUUCUGUUCAGGGUGUG
This is a messenger RNA of Hemibagrus wyckioides, 5639 nucleotides long. RefSeq names its product phenylalanyl-tRNA synthetase 2, mitochondrial (gene fars2). Bases 129 to 1511 code for a protein of 460 amino acids. The record is from RefSeq and is a predicted model, not a curated record. The transcript is spliced from 7 exons. Lineage: Eukaryota; Metazoa; Chordata; Actinopteri; Siluriformes; Bagridae. Gene Ontology annotation, cellular component: mitochondrion; cytoplasm. Gene Ontology annotation, molecular function: tRNA binding; phenylalanine-tRNA ligase activity; ATP binding. Gene Ontology annotation, biological process: phenylalanyl-tRNA aminoacylation.